This is a messenger RNA of Prunus avium (sweet cherry), 583 nucleotides long. The record is from RefSeq and is a predicted model, not a curated record. Lineage: Eukaryota; Viridiplantae; Streptophyta; Magnoliopsida; Rosales; Rosaceae.
UAUAAGUUCUUAGGAGUUCAAAACUUUAUUUGUAAUCGGAAACUUCAGAAAUAUCCGAAAGUUUUCGGAAUCUAUUGUCAUCACAGGCUUAGGUGUACCGACUGUAUAUCUCCGCAUAUACCCGUGCAUCGUGUGUAAUGUUGGGAUCAAUUGCUGCAGCUGGUGCUUGGAUAAGAAAGUCCAAGGAGUAUUUUGUUGAAUUACAAUCCCUGAGGGAGAAGAAGGUUCAUCAAUACCUGAUGGAGAUGGAGGUUAUUUCAGAGAGGUUGAGGAAGAAACUCGAUGCCGGAGAAAUACAACUUAAAGCGAUGAAAUCGGACAUGGAGGAACAGGUUAGAAAGUAUGAGCAGCAAGAGGAGAUGGUAAAGGAGAUGGAGGAGCAGCUAAAGGAGGAGAUGAAUGAGCAGGAGAAGGAGAAAGAGAAUCCAAUGGAGAAAUGAUAACUUAUGUCUCUCUUUCCAAUAUUAUGCUUUCCUAAACCCUAAACUUAGUGGGUUGUUUGUUUGCCCUAAUUGUUUAUUAAUUAGAUUUGGUGUGUACCGACUCGGAUAUGGAAAUUUUAUUAAUUAGAUUUGGUUCUAUU